CAUGGCUAUCAGAAAAAGCAGGACAGUGAGAAGAACCAGAGAGGAGAGAAAGAAAGGAAGAGAGGCUUGUGAGGAACAGGAUCAUGGAGGGGAAGGAAGAAGAUGUUAGACUCGGUGCCAACAAAUUCUCUGAGAGGCAGCCGAUCGGAACGGCGGCGCAGAGCCAGGACAAGGACUACAAGGAACCGCCGCCGGCGCCGCUGUUCGAGCCCGGCGAGCUCCAGUCAUGGUCCUUCUGGAGGGCGGGGAUAGCGGAGUUCAUGGCCACCUUCCUCUUCCUCUACAUCACCAUCCUCACCGUUAUGGGGGUGAAAAGGUCCAACACUGGUCUGUGUACCACCGUCGGCAUCCAGGGCAUCGCUUGGGCCUUCGGUGGUAUGAUCUUUGCCCUCGUCUACUGCACUGCCGGCAUCUCUGGUGGGCAUAUAAACCCUGCUGUGACGUUUGGACUGCUGCUGGCGAGGAAGCUGUCGCUGACAAGGGCAAUCUUCUACAUGGUGAUGCAGUGCUUGGGGGCCAUCUGCGGCGCUGGCGUCGUCAAGGGCUAUGGUAGGAGCCUGUAUGAGGGCAACGGCGGUGGUGCCAACAAGGUAAACGCUGGCUACACCAAGGGAGACGGCCUCGGAGCCGAGAUCGUCGGCACCUUCGUCCUCGUCUACACUGUCUUCUCCGCCACCGAUGCCAAGAGAAACGCUAGGGAUUCCCAUGUCCCUAUCUUGGCUCCUCUGCCAAUUGGGUUUGCUGUCUUCCUCGUCCACCUGGCCACCAUCCCCAUUACAGGAACCGGCAUUAACCCGGCCAGGAGUCUGGGAGCUGCCAUCAUCUACAACAAGCCCGAUGCCUGGCAUGACCAUUGGAUCUUCUGGGUCGGUCCCUUCAUUGGUGCAGCCCUUGCUGCCAUCUACCACCAAAUUGUGAUCAGGGCCAUCCCUUUCAAGUCCAGGCCAUGAACUCUCAGCGCCACCACCAUUGAGCUGCUGCUUUCCAUCUAAAUUGUUCUUGUUUUUCCCUUUCUUCUUCUGUACUGUUCAUUUUGAGGACUGUCAGUGUAAAUCAUCGUCUUCUCCCUGUAUCCCUCUGUGCUUGUUCCUGUAGCUACUGGGAGUCGCUUUGCCCUCAGUCAAAUCGCGUAUGUACAUCAAUAGAUACGUGCGUCUGUGUGCCAUUUCCCUUGCUUCGACUGCUGCAGCCUGCAAUAAUUUAAAAUCUGUAUGGACAUGGAACGGAGCAUCCAUUGAAUCAAUUUCUUUUCUCCUUGCUGUUC
Molecule: messenger RNA, 1264 nt
Organism: Nymphaea colorata (pocket water lily)
Lineage: Eukaryota; Viridiplantae; Streptophyta; Magnoliopsida; Nymphaeales; Nymphaeaceae
Product: aquaporin PIP1-1
Exons: 4
Coding region: 84-950 (288 amino acids)
Biological process (GO): transmembrane transport; response to water deprivation
Cellular component (GO): plasmodesma; vacuole; plasma membrane
Molecular function (GO): water channel activity
Source: RefSeq, a predicted model, not a curated record